AUGGAGUGCGUGCCGGUCGGGGUCGAUGGUGGCAAGUAUCGAUACAUGGAGUCGAGCUUGGAGCGGUCGGAGCGGGCGCUGAGUGUUGGCGGUGAGGCAGAAGAGGACGGACGGAUCGCCGAUAGACGAUGGGACCCUACCAGAGGAACCCGUACAGCUGAUAGAGAUGUUUCUGUUGAAGGAUUCGAAUUGUUUUCGGCUAAGGCAAGGUGACAGUCGGUUAUGCUGUUUGGAAGGUUUCAAUGCGUGCCAAAGAAGGUAUCGAAAAAAGAGUAUAAUUUCCCUUCCUGUCAAAAUAAUUUAUCGGAAUAUAAAAUUAUGCUCUGCCUGGUGUUCCUUAGAUAUAAUUUGUUGUUCAUAAUUGUUGACUAUUCGAUGAAUAAUAAAUGAAUGUUUUUUCGAGAUGUUUUUGAUUUUGUAAACAUUUAACUCUGUCACUUUUACAUCUUCAUGUCCGUAAUACUGUAGAAUCCAUUUUCAAUUUUUGCAAAUAUCAUGGAACUUUAUUAAAUCUUAUUAUGGAAUGCUCACAGUCUAUUAAUUGCUUAGAGGGAAGGAAAUUUAACCGCCAGUAUUAGCAUGUUAGUUCUGCCAUUGUUUAUUAUUUACAAAAUUCUCUUCUAUUAUUUGUUUAUUAUCCAGGUGUCAUCUUUUCCUUAAUUAUUUUAGAUUUAUAAACAGCAUAUUAGUUUAAAACCGAAAUUCUGUUAGUGAUAAUAUCUAAAAAUAUUGUUUUUUAUACAUGUUCGUU
Messenger RNA from Nezara viridula (southern green stink bug), 751 nucleotides. The record is from the annotation of a GenBank genome assembly. NCBI's taxonomy places the organism in Eukaryota, Metazoa, Arthropoda, Insecta, Hemiptera, Pentatomidae.